GCAGCAUCUUUAUUACUGCUUCAACCCCCCAAUCUCCAUAGACGCUGCUGAUGCUGAGGAGGCCCCGCCAGAGCCAUCCUGGUCUCCAUGGCAACCUCUCCCUCCUCUCUCUCUCCUCCGUCGGGCUGCGUGCUUAAUACCAGCCGCGUGUCCCCGCUCCCCGCCCGCCCCGCUCCCCAGACGCUAAAUGAGGGAGGUUGUAAAAUAAAAAGUGACAUAUAGUACAGGACACAGGGAGAGGGGAGGGGGGUGCGCGGCCUGUCUCUGCGCUGCUGCUGACCUCAGCGUUCUCUGCUGUCCUGCGCUGUGAUGGCGCUAAUCCCCUGCCAGGUGCUGCGGGCUGCCAUCCUGCUCUCAUACCUGUCCGUGCUGUGCCACUACAAGGCCGUAGAGAUGCCCGCGCACCACACCUAUGGGGGCAGCUGGAAAUUUCUCACCUUCAUUGACCUGGUGAUCCAAGCUGUCUUUUUUGGCAUUUGUGUACUGUCUGACCUGUCCUGUCUUCUAACAAAGGGCAGUGACAACCAGGAACAAGAGCGGCAGCUAAAAAAGCUCAUCUCCCUCCGUGACUGGAUGAUGGCUGUGCUAGCAUUCCCUGUAGGAGUCUUUGUAGUGACGAUGUUCUGGAGUCUUUACAUGUAUGACAGAGAACUUGUAUAUCCAAAGCUGCUGGACAAUUUCAUACCACCCUGGCUAAACCACGGAAUGCAUACAACAGUUCUACCUUUCAUAUUAAUCGAGAUGAGGACGACCCAUCAUCAGUAUCCAAGCAGAAAUAGUGGCAUUGCAACAGUCUGCGGCUUCUCCAUUUGUUAUAUUUUGUGGGUCUACUGGAUUCAUCAUGUGACAGGCGUAUGGGUGUACCCUCUCCUGGAAUACAUCAGUCCUCUAGCCAAAAUAGUCUUCUUCCUUCUAGUCACUGUUCUCAUUACCAUGUUUUAUAUACUUGGGGAGAAGCUAAACAGCUAUAUUUGGGACUUGGAUAAAUAUAAUGAAGCAGAAGAGAAACAGGUCAAGGUUGAUUGAAUCUUGGAUGCAACAAUUAAACUUUCUUCUACUUCAUUCACAAACAAUCUGGAAGUGCUGUAUCUACUCUAUAACAACAAUCAGAAGUCUUUGGAAACAUUUCAGUGCAGUCUUCUAAGCAUGGCAUUCUAGAACUGUGUACGACAUUUGACACUACAGACUUGUAGCUACAAACUAAGUUAUUAAUAAUAAAAAUGUGAUCUAAAUUUAUUAGAUUUGAAUCUGCCAUUAUAUUCUGAAGGGUAAGGGGAAAGAUGCCAUUCUGUAACUACAAUUUAUUUUAUAAGGGAUUGUUGUAGUAAUUUGUAGUAAAACCUGAGAAACAGUAACUCGUGUAACUACAGAAGUUAUAGUGACGUAAAGUAACCUUGUUGAGGAACACCUACAUUAAAAUAUAUUUGCAAGGUGCCAUACCUUUCCUAACAGGGUUUUCUAUACAUGCAGUAUAGACACGUUUCUGUGAGUGAUACACAAAAUGAUCCCAUUUACUAUUAAGUCUAAAGAAAUGUGAUAAUGACUAUAAUCAUUUGGAGUGCUUAGAUAUUUUGUUCUGUUUUAAACAGGUUAUGUGCCAGUUUACAUUUUGUUUUACGUUUCUCCACUACCUUAUAAUAAUAAAGGUAAACACCCCAGGA
This is a messenger RNA of Pseudophryne corroboree (corroboree frog), 1661 nucleotides long. It is a transcript of the gene AIG1, whose product is annotated as androgen induced 1. Gene Ontology annotation, cellular component: endomembrane system; membrane. The transcript is spliced from 6 exons. NCBI's taxonomy places the organism in Eukaryota, Metazoa, Chordata, Amphibia, Anura, Myobatrachidae. The coding region runs from base 310 to 1026 and encodes 238 amino acids. The record is from RefSeq and is a predicted model, not a curated record.